UUAUAUUUAACAAAAUGGUAAGCCCAAAACGAAGGAAAAGGAAGGACCCGUCCUUAUUCGAUUCCCCAGAAUUAUUUGACCCCCCGCCCCGCUCUCUCUCUCUCUCUCUCUCCCCUUCCUUUCUCCUUCUAGUCUCUGUCUUGUCUCCGUCUUCCUCCCUAUACGACUAUUACUUCGGUCCCCAUCACCGUCUCUCAUCACUCCCUUUUAUUAGCCUUCCUCGUCUUCCCCUCUAAAAUCUCUUCUUAUCCGGUAUCUGAAAUCUUAUUCCCUUGAGCUCUCACCACCGGAGAGAGAAGAAGAAUAAUGGUGGCUAAGAAGCCGAGAAUAGUGAUCGUGGGGGCGGGGGUGGCGGGGCUCACCGCCGCCCACCGCCUGUACACCUCCUCUGGCGACCUCUUCGACCUCUGCGUCGUCGAGGGCGGCGACCGGAUCGGCGGUCGGAUCCUUACGGCCGAGUUCGCAGGCGACCGCGUCGAGAUGGGCGCCACCUGGAUCCACGGCAUUGGCGGCAGCCCCAUCUACGCCAUGGCCCAGGACCUCCAGGCCCUCACCGACCCCCGUCCCUGGGAGCGCAUGGACGGCUUCCCCGCCGACCCCCUCACCGUCGCUGAGGGCGGCGUUGUCGUCGAUCCAGCCCGCGUCGUCUCCCCCGUCACCGCCCUCUACCGCCACCUCAUGGACUCCGCCCGCGCCGGCGACGCACCCGUCGACCCCAAGGACCCCAGCGUCGGCUCCUUCCUCCGCCGCGGGCUCGAAAGGUACCGAGCCUCCCGCGGCGACGCUGGCGGCGAGGGUGACUGGACCCUGGAGGCGCUGGAGGACGCCGUCUUCGCGAUCCACGAGAAUACGGAGCGGACCUGCACCUCGGCCGACGACCUCAGGGGGCUGGACCUCGCCGCGGAGGGCGAGUACCGGGACUUCCCCGGCGACCAGAUCACGAUCGCCAAGGGGUACUCGCGGAUCGUGGAGGCCCUCGCCGCCGCCAUCCCCCCGGGCGCGAUCCGGCUGGGGCGGCGGCUCCGCCGCAUCGAGUGGUGCCCCGAUGGAGGCGGGAGCGGCGGCCCCGUGAGGCUCCACUUCGAGGGGGAUUACACCCCGAUGGCCGCGGAUCACGUGAUCGUGACGGUGUCGCUGGGGGUCCUCAAGGCGGGGAUGGGGCUGGGGAAGGAGGUCGGCUUGGGGUCGCCGCCCGGUCCCGGCGUGGUGUUCUCCCCUGCUCUCCCGGAUUUCAAGCGGGGCGCCAUCGGACGGCUGGGAUUCGGCGUGGUGGACAAGCUCUUCAUGGAGAUGGACGAUGAUCCUGAGCGGUUCUUCCCGUUCCUCCAGAUGGCGUUCGACCAGGCGUCGUCGUCGUCGGCGAGACACGUGGCGAAGAUCCCGGUGUGGAUGAGGAGGACGCACUCCAUCUGCCCGAUCUACGGCGGUUCGAGGGUGCUCCUGGCGUGGUUUGCGGGGGAGGAGGCGAUGGAGCUGGAAUCGCUGGGCGACGAGGAUAUCAUCCGCGGGGCCCACGCCACGCUGGACGCCUUCCUGCCUACCGUCCACCGGCGGAUCGCCAGGGUGAAGCGGAGCUGCUGGGCGAGGGAUCCGCUCUUUCUGGGCUCCUACAGCUACGUGGCCGUCGGAUCCAGCGGCGGCGACCUCGAUCUCAUGGCGGAGCCGCUGCCGCGUGAAACCGGCGGCGGAGACGGUGCUCCGCCGCCGCUGCAGAUAUUAUUCGCCGGGGAGGCCACGCACAGGACGCACUAUUCUACCACGCACGGGGCGUAUUUUAGCGGAAUCAGGGAGGCUAACCGGCUACUCCAGCACUAUCGCUAUACCAGCAGCUUCGUACAAUAAUAGUCAUCAUUAAAUUUAAUCAAUUAGAUAGUUAUCACCCCAGUAUUCUUAAUUAAAGCUUAUGUAAUAGAGGGAAGGGAGGCAGGGGGCGGGGGGUGGGCUUGGUCGGGUGGGUACGUCUAUGAGAAGAUUUUUUUUUUUUUUUUUUAAUUUUGGGCUCGCUGUUUUUCUUGAAUUUUAAAUUACCCCAUAUUUCUGUUGCGUCUUCAUCUCUCUUGUUUUUAUCUUGUUCUUUUGAUCAGUGACUGGUUCGGACGCUGAGCUUAUUGAGCUUCAGGGGCUUGUUUGGAUGCGCCAACAGGAUAAGUACUGGUCAUGAUCUACUCGGAGAGAAAUGGAGAAAACAGAAUCAGGAUUCUAAGUUAGGUCGCUGCAGAAGGGCGUUGUUCCUUUGGGCGGUCAUUUUUAGGGGCGGAACUAAGAGCAGCAUGAAAGAGAUUCUUCUACGCGAGACAAUUGCUUAAGGUGAAGUGUAUUAUUUUCAAGGGAGACUCAACUGGGCGAAUGGCUAAGCAUUUGCUUCUGCGCGACAUCUGGCGGCUGCAGAAAAAAUGUUGUGCCUUUCAGGUCGUGCACGUGUUUUGUGAGACGAACAAAAGUGCUGAUUAAGUCGCCUCUUUUGCUGCCCAUUAUUCUGGAAAGAUCUUUUGGAUUGGGCAUAUUUCUAUUUCUUCGCUAUUAUUUAGUCUACGUUUUAGUGAUUCAACUGUCUGUGCUAAUGUGAAAUUAGUGUGAGUCGCUGAUGUAUGAAAAAAAAUUCUCUAUUUUAAAAAAUAAUUUAUAAUGUCUCUGUUUUAGGAA
Phoenix dactylifera (date palm) is the source of this 2643-nucleotide messenger RNA. RefSeq names its product polyamine oxidase 5 (gene PAO5). NCBI's taxonomy places the organism in Eukaryota, Viridiplantae, Streptophyta, Magnoliopsida, Arecales, Arecaceae. The record is from RefSeq and is a predicted model, not a curated record. Gene Ontology annotation, molecular function: polyamine oxidase activity.